UAGCAUAGUUUAGAAGAAUGGGAAAAUAUUAGAAUUAUGGUUAUCUGGUCAUUUAAUAAUAGAAGGAAAUGAAUCUGAAGAUGUAUUAGGAAAUGGAUGUUAUUUAAUGUAUCCUUGGGUCAAUCGACUAAGUGAUAAGAAUGUAUAAUGUUAAUUUCGUGACUCAAAUGGUUAUCCAUUACAUGGUUUAUAUGUAAAUUCUGAAAGAGAAACUUUGAUGAAUGGAAUUUAAAAUUAAUUAUGCUUAACACCUAAAGAUCGUGAGGAAGAAAAAAGCCAUUUUCAAGAGAUAUUAACUUUUACUUAGGAGAAUUAAAUAUCUUUUGAAUUUAUAAUUUCUGAUAAUAAAAACUUUGAAUAUGGAAUAGGUUAUCAUCCUUAUUUUAAUUUUGAAAAUAUUGAUGAUAUAAUCAUGAUAACAAAUUUAAAUAAAAAGUUAAUAGUUGACAAAGAUUUAAUUCCAAUAGGUGAUUAAUUAUAAUGGGAAGAUGUUAAUUUGGCAGAAAUACCUUUAAAGAAUUAAUAAUUCGAUAGUUGUUUUACGAAUUAAGAGGAUAAACUUUUUAUAAAAUUGGUAAGUAAUAAAUAUACUUUAAUUAUUGAAUCAGAUUCAAUGAGAUAUUGCUAAAUUUACACUCCUCCAGAUAGAAAGAGAAUUGCUAUUGAACCAUAAUCAUCAACAGCAGAUUGUUUUAAAUAUAAGACAUCUUUAAAAGGAAAUUGCAAAGUUGGCUUUAAAAUUACAAUAUAAUGAAAAUGAUAUUGAUUAUAAAUCAUUUAAUACAUAUUCC
Molecule: messenger RNA, 791 nt
Organism: Paramecium sonneborni
Lineage: Eukaryota; Ciliophora; Oligohymenophorea; Peniculida; Parameciidae
Source: the annotation of a GenBank genome assembly